AAAUCGGGCGCGUCCUGUUUUCUUUUAGCGGGAUAAAUUAACUUCUUAUUCCUUUAUUUAAUACAUAAAGUUGUUAUAUCAGACUUUAUUCUGCAUGGAAGUGAUCAGACAUGUCGCUUCACAUAGAAACAGACUUGCCGACUAGCUUGGCACCUCUCAAAAAUGUUGAGACUCUUCUGCGAUGUCCCAUUUGCUUUGAUUUUUUAAAUAUUACAAUGAUGACAAAAUGCUCUCACAACUUUUGUUCAUUGUGCAUCAGAAAAUUUCUUUCAUACAAAUUGCAGUGUCCAGUUUGCAACAGGGAAACAAUAGAACAAGAUUUGAGAAACAACCGUUUAUUGGAUGAUUUGGUCUCAAGCUUUCAGGCUGCAAGGCAGCAGUUGUCAAAAGCAAUGUUUGAGUCUCCUCCAAAGACGCCCAGUAUUCCAGCUGUGUCUGUCAGAUGCAAAACUCCCAGAGAGAAGACCCCAAAGAGCAACAGCGCCGUUUUAAGCCAGUUUUUCCAAAAGAAGCCCAAAGCAUUUCCUAUAGAAUCCAAGCAAGAUGGUCCCGUCACUCAAUUUAUCAAGGAAGAGCCAAUGGAUGUGGAGCUGCCCUCUGUCUCAGGCCCAGUAGCAGUUAAACAAGAAGAAAUACACCUAACAUCCGUUCACAUGGGAGAUGAAUCAUCUCAUUCUUCAUCUCCAUCUAACGAUGUGAAACCUGUAAUCAAAGUGGACUGUCCUGUGUGCUCUGUAAGUGUGGCACAGAAUUUCAUCAACAAGCAUCUGGACAUGUGUCUGUCUAGUGGAGAGAAGAAGGAGAGCUUAAGAAGUUCUCUUGGGAAGUCGAGGCGUCCAAUGGCAAAGCUAGUAUACAACCUGCUCUCUAUGCAGGAGCUGAAGAGGCGCCUCAAAGACUGCCAACUGUCAGUGCAGGGGACGCGAGAGCAGCUCAUCAAGAAACACCAGGAGUUUAUCCACAUCUACAAUGCACAGUGUGACUCUCUUAACCCUAAAUCAGUGGAAGACAUUGCCAAAGAAGUGGAGGCCAAUGAGAAGAUGAGGACUAAACUGAAGGAGAAAGCCCAGCCAGUUUUGGUUUUCUCCAAGGACCUGUCUGAAAAAGAUAUUGAUGACAUGCAUUCAAGUUAUAGGAAGCAGCACAGCGGGGACUUCACUCGUCUGAUUGCUCAGGUCCGAGGACGCCUGCAUGCAACCAGGCCAGCAGAGGUCACUGCAGGGCGAAAGGAGGCGCACACGCCCACCCAAGACUCAAAGGGAACCAUUACGAUCGACGCAGGAGACAGUGCUUCUGAUGAGGAGCUGUGUUCUAGGUGUGUUCUCCUGUCGUCAAGUCCCACAAGCAGUGAAGUGUCCGUCAGCAGUUCCAUCUCUGACAUCUUUGGUCCUGAGCCACCGCGAAAACCUGAGGCUGUGGAGACAACACCGUCCAAAAUGGGAAAACGUCUCCGUAAAAGUCAACGCGGAAAGACAUUGGAGACAUAAUCAGUGCUCACCCAAAUAUGAGGCUUCAUGUAGCACUGUCAAAGUAUGGACAUUUGCACAGUCCUAUCUCAUUUCAAUGGCUUCUAAUAAAGUCGUCAAGGAGUUAAGGAGUUGAGUUUGUGCCAAAUAAUGUCUCAAGCACUGUUACAAGCUGCUUAUGAUUUAGGAAAUCUCAAUAUUUUGAAGACUUGAGAAGUACUUCUCAAAAUGAUCUUGUUCGAACAGCUGUCAAUGC
Periophthalmus magnuspinnatus is the source of this 1722-nucleotide messenger RNA. RefSeq names its product RAD18 E3 ubiquitin protein ligase (gene rad18). The record is from RefSeq and is a predicted model, not a curated record. Lineage: Eukaryota; Metazoa; Chordata; Actinopteri; Gobiiformes; Gobiidae. Gene Ontology annotation, biological process: DNA damage tolerance; protein monoubiquitination. Gene Ontology annotation, cellular component: Rad6-Rad18 complex; nucleus. The coding region runs from base 111 to 1487 and encodes 458 amino acids. Gene Ontology annotation, molecular function: single-stranded DNA binding; ubiquitin protein ligase activity. The transcript has 13 exons.